Maniola jurtina (meadow brown) is the source of this 510-nucleotide messenger RNA. RefSeq names its product UPF0729 protein AAEL015238-like. Bases 174 to 455 code for a protein of 93 amino acids. The record is from RefSeq and is a predicted model, not a curated record. The transcript has 3 exons. Lineage: Eukaryota; Metazoa; Arthropoda; Insecta; Lepidoptera; Nymphalidae.
CUAUCAUGAAAAGUCACAAAAUUAAUGCAAGUUCGAAAUUGCUGAAUUAUUUUUUUCUAAUAAAGCAAAAUUCAAGCUUAUUUGGCUUGUAAUUAGUUGAAACUUUUUACGAGCUAUAACGUAUUAAAUAAUUAGUGUGAUAUACGUAGAAAUAAGAAGUCGAUUAAUUAAAAAUGGUGUGUGUGCCUUGUUUCAUCAUUCCACUGCUAUUGUUUUUAUGGCACAAAUUCAUUCAGCCUUACGUACUACGCUUCUGGAACCCCUGGGCCGUGAAAGACGCUGAUGGCAACGAGAAGACCGAAUUUCCUUUUAAAUGCGAAGGUGGCGUCUGCGCCUUUAGUAGAAAACCUGCUGAAAACAAAACUGAUGUGCAAAAGGAUACUGAAUUAACUUCUAAAACUGUUCAGAAAGAUUCUCUUGAACUUAAACAAGAUGUACGACUCAAAUCCGAAUAACAUCAACCAUCAAGUUUUUAAUUCUAAAAGUUAUUAUAUAAAAAAGAAAUUGCAC